AUGACAUCUUUACCUAAUAAUAAUCUUUAUAAAAUUAAUGAAGAUAAUUCUAUUUCUUGUUUACAAGAAAAUUGUUCUUAUAAAAAUCGUACUCCAAAAAAUAAUCAUAAUAGUAUUAUUCAACAUUAUAGUCGAUGUCAUAAAACUCAUUAUAAAUUUCUUAAAUACAAUACUAAACCAUAUUCAAAGCCUCAACAAAAAAAUAUUUCUUCAUAUGCUGAAGAACAUAAAUUAAUUGAUAAAAAUAAUAUUCCUGAUUUUAAUAAUUAUAAAAACAAAACUUUAAUUUCUAUAAUUUAUCGAUAUAUUCUUAUAUCAUUUAUAGAUGAUAUUAAUCUUGAUAUAAAAAUUACUAAUCAAGAACAUAAACUAUUUAAUUUAGCAUUUAAAGAAGCUAUAAGUGCAUAUAAAUUUAUUGAAACUAGUGAAAUAACUUUAAAAAAAUAUUCUG
This is a messenger RNA of Cetraspora pellucida, 451 nucleotides long. Lineage: Eukaryota; Fungi; Glomeromycota; Glomeromycetes; Diversisporales; Gigasporaceae. The record is from the annotation of a GenBank genome assembly.